CUAUUGGUGACGAAUUCUACUAAAAUCAAACAUAUGGUUUUCGGUUUAAUUUUUUUUCACUUAACAUUUUUUUUGAUUCUCUUCAUUUAAUUUAAUUGUUAUUGUUUGCUUUUGAUUUAAAAGCUAUGUUUAAAUUGUUGCAAAUCCAAAGAUCUUGUGGUUGUAAACAUAGUUUGUUAACUUUAACCAAUCUAAUCAAAUCACGUGGAGCUAUGAUUUCAACUGGACCAUCCGGAAUUAUGUCAUCAUUUAAAGCUGGUCAACAAAUACAUGGUUAUACUUUGAAAAAGAUUGAAGAUGUACCCGAAUUAUUGGCCAAGGCUUACUUUUUAAUCCAUGAUAAAACUAAAGCUCAACAUUUACACUUAUGGAGAGAAGACAAUAACAAUCUACUUGGAAUUGCUUUUAGAACAACUCCUUCCAACAAUACUGGUGUUCCUCAUGUUCUUGAACAUCUUGUUACCAUGGGCUCGUUGAAUUAUCCAUGUCGUGAGAUAUUCAUGAAAAUGACCUCACGUUCACUGUCAACUUACAUGAACGCUUUCACUGGACCCGAUUAUACAUGUUACCCUUUUUCAACCACCAAUCCAAAAGAUAUGGAAAAUUUAUCAAAGGUUUACCUUGAUUUCGUUUUCAAUCCAACUCUUAAAGAGAUUGAUUUCCGUCAGGAAGCCUGGAGAUUGGAACAUGCUGAUGUUGACAACAAGGAAUCACCAAUCAAAUUUAAAGGUGUCGUUUUGAAUGAAAUGAAAGGAACUCAUUCAAACAAUUCAACUCUCUAUUAUCGAUCAAUCCUACAAGCCGUUUUUCCCGAUGUCGUUUAUCAAUAUGACUUUGGAGGUGAUCCAUUAGAUAUUCCCAGAUUAACUCAUAAAGAGAUGACAGAGUUUUAUUAUAAAUAUUAUCAUCCAAGUAAUGCCAGAUUUUUUAGUUAUGGUGAUUUACCUUUGGAAAAACAUCUCAAAUUGAUUGAUGAAAAUAUUUUAUCCAAAAUUGAUCAUAAUCCAAAUGUCAGAGAGAUUUCUAAAGUGUCCGAUCAAGAGAAGUGGAAAAGUCCAAAAGAAAUUGUCACCAAAUGUCGACCUGAUCCAAUGACCCCUUUCCCGGAUAAGCAAACAACCGCUAGUCUUACUUAUCUUCUCUGUGGUAUCGAUGAUAACUACGAAUCUUUUGUACUUUCUAUCAUUGGGAAUCUUUUAACAUCCGGCCAAAAUGCUCCCUUCUAUGAAUCUCUCAUCAGAUCUAAUUUAGGAAUGGACUAUUCGUCUGGAACUGGUUUCUGGGAUUUCACCAAACAAACUCUUUUCUCAGUUGGUCUACAAGGAAUUCAUGUUAACGAUUCUGAGAAAGUGAGAAAAGUCAUCUUGGAAACUUUUACUCAAGUUGCAAAUGAAGGUUUCCCUCAGGAAAGGAUUGAUGCUCUUCUUCAUUCAAUUGAACUUUCAUUGAAACAUCAACCUGCUGAUUUUGGUUUACGCCUGUUAAUGGCUAUUCAGGCAACUUGGAAUCAUGAUGGAGAUCCAGUUGGUGUUCUGAGAAUCAAUGAGAACAUUGAACGAUUUAAAAAAGAUCUCUCACAAAAUCCAAACUUCUUGAAGGAUAAAGUGAGAAAAUAUUUCCUCGACAACACCCAUAAUCUAUUCUACAUUAUGACUGCAUCAGAAGAUUUUCUGAAAGAAUAUACUGAAAAAGAAAACGCCUUACUAGAAGAAGCAUUAGAUAAUUUGUCACCCGAGAAAGAGAAAGUUUACCAAAAUGGAAUAGAAUUGAAAGAUUAUGUUGAAAACAUGGACGCGUCAUGUUUACCCUGUUUAGAUGUAAACACUGAUAUUCCUCGAGAAAUGGUUACUACCAAUCUGAAUAACACCCAGAUUUCAUCAAUUCCUGUUCAAAUCUCACCACAGCCGACAAAUACAGUUAUCUAUUUCCGAUCAAUCAUCCCACUUGCUGAAUCAGAUAUACCAGCUGAUCUGAAACCAUAUUGGCCCAUUUUCUGUGAACUAAUUACCAAAUUGGGUGCAGGCUCUCGGGAUCAUAAACAAAUGGAUCAAGAGAUUAAGAUGAGAACCGGAGGAUUAGUAGCUCGAUCUCAUCUCAGUGAGAGUAUUGAUACACUUAAUGAAUAUAACACUGGUGUCCUCUUGUAUUCUCACUGUUUAGAAAGAAAUUUAGAUCAUAUGUUAAAACUGUGGUCUGAUAUUAUGAAUCACAUUCGUUAUGAUGAAGAUGAACAUUUACAACAAUUAGUUAAAAUGAUGGCUUCCGAAGGAGCAGAAAAUUUAGCUCAUGGUGGUCACUCUUUCGCUAUGGUUCGAGCAGCUUCAUCGCUUAAAAGUUCAGGCGCUUUUCGUGAAAUUUGCUCCGGUUUAUCACAUAUUGUUUUCCUUAAAAAGUUGGCUGAAAAGGAUGAUAUCAAUGAUCUCAGAGAGAAACUUAUUUCUCUGGGUAAACUUGUCUUCUGUAAAGACGCGAUGAAAAUUUCAAUUAACGCUGAACCUUCAAUUAUUGAUAAUUCAUUGGUUCAUUUGGAAAGUUUCAUCAAUCAAUUACCACCCGGUGGAUCACCAGGUCUUAAUAGAUCGAGUGAAAUUAAAUAUCCAAUCGAGAAGGAAUUGAAAAAAGAGCAUUUUGUAUUCCCAUUUAAUACCAAUUUCGUCGCCAAAUCAGUUUUAACGAUUCCAUAUGAUCAUAUCGAUCAUCCUAAACUACGAAUUAUGGCCUCACUUAUAACAUCCAAAUAUGUUCGUGAAGAGAUUCGUGAGAAAGGCGGUGCCUAUGGAGCUGGAGCGUCGAUCAAUCAAGGAGGAAUACUUUCUUAUUAUUCUUAUCGUGAUCCAAAUGUUACUCGAACUGUAAAAGUAUUCGAUGAAUCUCUGGAAUGGAUUAAAACGAACGAUCUAGUUAAUCAACAAUCACUUGACGAAGCUAAAUUGUCGGUUUUCCAAUCAAUAGAUAAACCAGUUACUCCAGGUAGUCAAGGUACUAGAAUUUUUCUCGACGGUGUUUCCGAUGAAAUGUUUCACAAAUAUCGACUUCGAUUACUUGAUGUUACCCUUGAUGAUGUUCGAGAAGUGGCUCAAAAGUAUCUCGGACCCGAAGCACAUCAAAGAUACGCCGUUGUUGGACCUAAAAAUGAUGAACUUAACGAAGACAAUGGUUGGAAAGUAAUCACUAACGCCGACACAAUCAUUUAAAAUCCAACUAAUUAAAUCCCUAUUAUCAUAUAAUGCUAAUAAUAACAUUGAAUCAAUAUAUACACAAACACACUUAUAUAAAUAUAAAUAUUAAUUGUACUA
Panonychus citri (citrus red mite) is the source of this 3296-nucleotide messenger RNA. Its product is annotated as presequence protease, mitochondrial-like. Gene Ontology annotation, biological process: protein processing. The record is from RefSeq and is a predicted model, not a curated record. Lineage: Eukaryota; Metazoa; Arthropoda; Arachnida; Trombidiformes; Tetranychidae. Gene Ontology annotation, cellular component: mitochondrial matrix. Gene Ontology annotation, molecular function: metal ion binding.